Triticum urartu is the source of this 848-nucleotide messenger RNA. NCBI's taxonomy places the organism in Eukaryota, Viridiplantae, Streptophyta, Magnoliopsida, Poales, Poaceae. The record is from RefSeq and is a predicted model, not a curated record.
UUGUUUAUUAGAACGACGGUGGCGACCCACCCAGUCGGCAUGUGUAGGCAAAAAUAUCUUCGGUCAUGUGACACAUGACCCCCCAAAAGGCAUUUACAUGUCAUCGCCAGCUAGGACAAUAAACGGCGGACAGGGCUAUCUUCAAAAUUUUGAGGUUCCGAGGCAAAAAAUAAUCCUAAAUUCUAAAAAGUGCGCGCGCACUAUUCGGAGGAGUCGAGCGGCCGGCUCCUGGCGCACGAUCUCACUCCUAUCAUCUCGCGCGUUGGUCAGGUGGUACCUGGUCGGGGCGGUUUCUCGAGCCGACGCCGCUCGAUGACCACAACUGUUUCUAUCCAUUCGUCCCGUCCAACCAUAGCGCUCGCCGCCCUCGAGAGCUUCUUCCGCGCCGUCUCGCCCGAGGCUGUAGGUGCCGUCGUCGACUACGUGCAGGACGACGGCCACGGCCAUGUCACAGCUUUCUGCCAUCUGCUCCCCCGCCUCGGCUACCCCAAAGACGCCAUGUGCGCGAUGCUUGUGAGGACCUUCCCGCCGCUAGCUCCUCCACCGCUGCUGCUACGAGCUGUGUAGAUUCUCAUGGAUGAAGUGCAUGGUUUUCAUGGGCAGAAGAAAGCAUGUGAACGAGGGGCGCUCCGGCGAACUCGUUGGAGAUGUUGGGGUGCAGCGACCGCCCGUACGGUGCAGAUCAAGAUGAUUCGACCUCGCCGCGAUAUAGUCUAUUUGCACAUAAAUUGAUGUUUAGUUGACUUCUAAUGUAGUCUAGUUACACACAUAUUGAUGUUUAGUUAGCAGUAAGACUAACUGCACACACAUUGAUAUUUAAUUGGCUUGUAAUGUAGUAUAGUUGCAUA